Molecule: messenger RNA, 912 nt
Organism: Trichoderma virens Gv29-8
Lineage: Eukaryota; Fungi; Ascomycota; Sordariomycetes; Hypocreales; Hypocreaceae
Exons: 4
Coding region: 1-912 (303 amino acids)
Molecular function (GO): 2-oxoglutarate-dependent dioxygenase activity
Source: RefSeq, a predicted model, not a curated record
AUGGCUGUGUCGGAUCUAGACAGCUCGCUCGAGAAUCUAAUCAAGACGUUUAAUGAGCUCAAUGCUUCCACUGUGGAAGAGCUCUUCUCAGAGCCGAGCCCUCUUGAGUUCAUGCGCUAUGUGGCUCGCAACACGCCGUUCGUGAUCCGGGGAGGCGCUUCCAGCUGGAAGGCAACGAAGAAAUGGAACGCUGCCUAUCUGAAGACGGUUCUCGAGGGCCAGUCUGUGAAUGUUGCGGUUACUCCGUUUGGCAAUGCCGAUGCUCCAACGUUCUCGGCUCAGCAUCAAGCCACUGUCAUCGCAAAGCCUCAUGAGGAGACUCAGCUGUUUGGCGACUUCUUUGCAUACAUCACUCAGCAGGAGACGGACCCGGCGUUUGCUCUCGACUCUGAAGUGAGAUAUGCCCAAACCCAAAAUGACAAUCUUCGGGAUGAGUAUCUCCCUCUGUAUCCCGAUGCCCUAAGAGACAUUCCAUUUGCACGGAUAGCCCUGGGGAAAGAGCCAGACGCCAUCAACCUAUGGAUCGGAAACUCGCGAUCCACAACAUGUCUGCACAAGGACAACUUUGAAAACAUCUUUGUGCAAAUUGUGGGCAGAAAGCACUUCGUAUUGCUCCCUCCGCUGCUCCACGCUUGCGUCAACGAGGAUCUGCUUUUGCCGGCAACGUACGUGCGAGAGGGCCAGGGCUUCACGCUUCGCCUUGACCCGGAUUCUCCUCCGGUGCCGCUGGCGACUUGGGAUCCCGAUGAUCCUGAGCGGAAUGCCUCGCCCGUGUCUGCCUUGGCAAGGCCUCUUCAUGUGACGCUGGAUCCUGGAGACAUGCUGUAUCUCCCUGCUAUGUGGUAUCACAAGGUCAAGCAGUCCUGCAUUGAUGAUGGCGAAGGAUUCGUCCUCGCUAUUAACUAUUGGUAA